Micropterus dolomieu (smallmouth bass) is the source of this 2148-nucleotide messenger RNA. RefSeq names its product G protein-coupled receptor kinase 1 a (gene grk1a). The transcript has 7 exons. Gene Ontology annotation, biological process: regulation of opsin-mediated signaling pathway; protein phosphorylation; signal transduction. The record is from RefSeq and is a predicted model, not a curated record. NCBI's taxonomy places the organism in Eukaryota, Metazoa, Chordata, Actinopteri, Centrarchiformes, Centrarchidae. Bases 1 to 1692 code for a protein of 563 amino acids. Gene Ontology annotation, molecular function: ATP binding; rhodopsin kinase activity. Gene Ontology annotation, cellular component: cytoplasm.
AUGGAUAUUGGUGGCUUGACGACGGUGGUGGCCAACUCUGCCUACAUCUCGGCCCGUGGGAGCUUUGAUGGCACUGCCAACCCUGCAUUCAACCGAGACAAGAAGUACCACUCCCGCCUGAAGCUGCCUCACAUCACAGUGUGUGAGGGCCUGCGGGAGACUUUGGAUCUGGGCUUCCAGACAGUCUGUGUGGAGCAGCCCAUUGGCAAACGUCUCUUCCAGGAGUUCCUAGACUCCAAUAACGAGUAUAAAGGCCCCUGCCGUGUGUGGAAGGAUAUUGAGGAAUACAACAAUGCUGAGGAUGAAGAUCGUGUCAUGAAAGCAAGCAAGAUCUUGUCCCGGUAUAUGGAGCCGGGCGCCAAGUAUUUCUGCCCCUUCCUGCCAGAAAACGGUAUCACAAAGGUCAAAGAGAAACACCAAGAGGCAGGAGACGAUCUUUUCAAUGAGACUAUGGACAAUGUGAUGGACUUCCUCAAGGAAGUGCCCUACACUUUCUUCCUGGAGAGUAUGUAUCUGAAAAGGUUUCUGCAGUGGAAGUGGUUGGAGAUGCAGCCCAUGGGAGAGGAUUGGUUUUUGGAUUUUCGCGUAUUGGGUAAAGGCGGUUUUGGGGAAGUGUCUGCCUGUCAGAUGAAGGCCACAGGGAAACUGUACGCCUGCAAAAAGCUCAACAAGAAGAGGCUGAAGAAGAGAAAAGGCUUUGAGGGGGCCAUGGUGGAGAAGAGGAUCCUGGCUCGAGUUCACAGCAGGUUCAUUGUCUCUUUGGCUUACGCCUUCCAGUCAAAAACAGAGUUGUGUCUGGUCAUGACCAUCAUGAACGGAGGAGACCUGAGGUAUCACAUUUAUAACGUGGAUGAGAACAACCCGGGGUUGGACGAGCCGCGGGCCUGCUACUACACUGCUCAGAUCAUCCAGGGCCUGGAGCACCUCCACCAGAAGAGGAUCAUCUACAGAGACCUCAAACCAGAAAAUGUGCUGCUGGAUAAUCAAGGUAACGUCCGUAUCUCUGACCUUGGUCUGGCUGUGGAGCUGGCUGAGGAUCAGUACAAAAUCAAAGGCUACGCUGGGACUCCAGGUUUUAUGGCACCAGAGCUGCUGAAAGGAGAGGAGUAUGACUACUCUGUAGAUUACUUCACUCUUGGGGUCACUCUGUAUGAGUUUAUGGCUGCCAAAGGACCCUUCAGGUCCCGAGGAGAGAAGGUUGAGAAUAAGGUGGUAAAGCAGCGGAUUCUGAAUGAUCCAGUAACUUAUCCAGAGAAGUUCAGCGAGAACGCUCGGUCCAUCUGUGAGGGUCUGCUGGUCAAAGAAGUCGACAAGAGGCUCGGCUUCAAGAACGGAUCAUGUGAUGAGCUCAGGGCGCAUCCCUUUUUCAGCGAGAUCAACUGGAGGAAACUCAAUGCAGGGAUCCUUACACCCCCUUUUGUGCCCGACUCCAAGACAGUUUAUGCCAAGGACAUCGAUGAUGUUGGGGCCUUCUCCACAGUUAAAGGCGUGCAGAUGGAAGACAAGGACAUUGACUUUUUUGAUGAGUUUGCCUCAGGGAACAUCCCCAUCCCCUGGCAGGAGGAAAUGAUCGAGACAGGGAUCUACGGUGAGCUCACAAUCUGGGGACCCGGCGGGGCUUUGCCCAAUGACCUGCGGCGUGAAUCCAUCCUGGAGCAGCCACCCAAGUCCUCCACCUGCACGGUGUCGUAAGAGGAGCAUAACAACUGAAGUAAAUGGGUGAUUUUACAUGAACUGUUUAUCAAUCAAUCAAUCAAACUUGAUUUCUUACACAAUUUUUGUACAGUAUUUCAGUACAGGGUAGUGGUGGAUCUGAAUCAAAAUUUACAUUAUUGAUGAUGAUGAUAAAGUCUUUAUGGUGUAAAGCACUUUGAGCUGCAUUUUAUGUGUGAAUUUGACCAGCAGUGCAGCUCUAAUAAAAAAUUAGAUACCGUAUUACCCGCAGCCUAUUGUCCAGGGUUUUUUUGUUUGUUUUUUUGCUACAAUGCUAGCCAAGGUUCCCCAGUGCAGUUAUUUAAUUGUCCAACGUCUGACGCAAGCUUUAACAAACCUUUACUGUUAAAUCAUGUUCAGUUUAUGUGGACUGAUAAUGUUUUCCAUGCAUUAUGUAAUUGUCUGUUUCUAACUUUGUAGUACUGUUGGAUAUUU